Molecule: messenger RNA, 477 nt
Organism: Telopea speciosissima
Lineage: Eukaryota; Viridiplantae; Streptophyta; Magnoliopsida; Proteales; Proteaceae
Exons: 2
Coding region: 1-477 (158 amino acids)
Source: RefSeq, a predicted model, not a curated record
AUGGCUGCCCAAGCUACUGUAGCUGCACCUCAGCUAGGUAUGGCAGCUGGAGAGCUACAGAACGAGGCAGAGGCAUGGUGGAAGGCAACCAAGCCUAAAUUAGAAGCCGUUCAUCCAAAUCCCACCUGGGAGCAACUCAAAGAAGUUUUCUUUAAGAACUACUUCCCUAAGAGCUUUAGAGAUAAGAAGGAAGUUGAGUUCUCUGCUCUCGUGCAAGGAAACAAGAUCGUGCUGGACUACCAGCAACAAUUCAAAGAUUUGUUCCAUUUUGCCCCGAAGCACAUGAAGGGGGAAGCAAGCAAGACAAAGAAAUUUGAAAAAGGACUCAAACCAGAGAUCGGCUCUAUUCUGUCGGUCCUAAAUAUCCAGGACUACACUCCAAUGGUUGAUAAGGCAAAGACUAUGGAAGACAGAUUGGAGGAGAAUGAGAAAGCCACAGCAUCGCCUGGCUUGGGCAAGAGGCCAAGGAACUAUUAG